GCUGCAGAUUUCUCACACUAAACCUGCUGGGCACAUAAAGCUUUACCAGUGUCCUGUUAUUGUUAUUUGUAGCUUUCUUACCUUAAAAAUGAACUGUUUUACAGCAAUGUAUAUGAGGCUGACAGGCCUGCUGCUAGCCAGUUGUGUCAUUGCUCCGGCAAUGUAUUUUGAUUUAGGUGAACAGGAGGAAAAGUGUAUCAUUGAGGAGAUUCCAGAGGACACACUUGUGUCAGGCGUCUUUCUGCUAGAGUACUGGGAUGAAAAUAAGAAGGCUAAUAUCCCACACCUAGGUUUGACUGUGACUGUGAGAGACCCUAACCAUGCGGUGGUCUUGUUAAAACGCUUUGGGAGAUAUGGAAAAUUCACCUUUAAAUCCGAUGCUUCGGGUCAACAUUUCUUGUGCAUGCAGUCCAACUCCACUAGGUUCUCUGUGUUCGCUGGAGAUCGUUUGAAAGUGCAUUUAGAUGUCCAGAUGGGCGAGCAUACCAUUGAUCCUAAUGCUGCAAAGGCAAAAGAUACCAUGAAAACAAUGGAGUACAGCUUGCAACAUCUCAUUGACCAGAUGCGUUACAUUAGCAGGCAGCAAAAUUUCCAAAGGGAACGUGAGGAGAAGUUUCGCCAAAUGAGUGAGAAAACAAAUGGAAACGUUUUGUGGUGGGCCAUUAUUCAGACAUCAAUACUCCUCUCUGUUGGAAUCUGGCAAAUAAAAAACCUCAAAAACUUUCUCAUUGAAAAGAAGUUGGUUUAGCUUUAUGAAAUGACUAACUGUGUGUUUGGAUAACUGCAACAUUGUUUGAAGCAUUUUGAUAAAUGUGUAAGUCUAAAUUACCUCAUCUGAGCACAAUACCCUGCAAUGAGCUUGUGAUUUUAAUAAAUUCAACUGAUUGCAAUAAAUUCAUAUUAUGGUCUUAUUAAAUAGGCCUACCUAAA
Cyprinus carpio (common carp) is the source of this 930-nucleotide messenger RNA. RefSeq names its product transmembrane emp24 domain-containing protein 11. Gene Ontology annotation, biological process: endoplasmic reticulum to Golgi vesicle-mediated transport; intracellular protein transport; Golgi organization. Lineage: Eukaryota; Metazoa; Chordata; Actinopteri; Cypriniformes; Cyprinidae. Gene Ontology annotation, cellular component: endoplasmic reticulum-Golgi intermediate compartment; endoplasmic reticulum; Golgi apparatus. The record is from RefSeq and is a predicted model, not a curated record.